Menidia menidia (Atlantic silverside) is the source of this 1779-nucleotide messenger RNA. Lineage: Eukaryota; Metazoa; Chordata; Actinopteri; Atheriniformes; Atherinopsidae. The record is from the annotation of a GenBank genome assembly.
UCUCAUCCACUCCGCUCCCGUUACUGAUCUGUCCUCCGUGUUUUUACGAUAAUCUCGUUGACGUCACAACUAGGAAGUGGGCGAAGAUAAAGCUCAGCUGUAGCAGGUGGUUGUCAGGUAACCUCUUCUGUAAUAAAACAGCUUCCCCAACAAGAUGUUGAAGGCGGUCAUUUUAAUCGGAGGCCCACAGAAAGGCACGAGGUUCCGACCAUUGUCAUUUGAAGUGCCCAAACCCCUGUUUCCAGUAGCUGGUGUUCCCAUGCUCCAGCACCACAUUGAAGCGUGUGUCAAGGUACCGAAUCUAAAGGAGAUUUUGCUCAUUGGUUUUUAUCAGCCAAAUGAAGAACUGAACAGAUUUCUGUUUAAUGCACAGCAAGAAUUUAAAAUUUCCAUCAGAUAUUUACAGGAGUAUGCCGCCCUGGGUACUGGAGGGGGCAUCUAUCACUUUAGAGAUCAGAUUGUCUCCGGCAGUCCAGAGGCUUUCUUUGUCCUGAAUGCUGAUGUUUGUUCAGCAUUCCCGCUCAUCGACAUGCUCAGCUUCCAGAAAGAACACGGAGAACCAAACAGCUUUGUGAUCCUCGGGACAACGGCAAACAGAAAACAGUCCAUGAAUUAUGGCUGCAUUGUGGAAAAUGAAGAUACAAAUGAGGUCUUGCAUUAUGUGGAAAAGCCGAGUACUUUUGUGAGCGACAUCAUCAAUUGCGGCAUAUACCUCUUUACCCCAGAGAUUUUCAAGCACAUCGGCAUGGUCUUUCAGAAGAAUCAACAGGACAUGAUGCUAGAGGAGCCAACCAAUGGCUGGCACCGCGCAGAGGCCAUCAGGCUGGAGCAGGACAUUUUCACUGCCCUGGCAGGUCAGGGUAAACUUUAUGUGUACAAAACCCUCAGCUCCUGGAGCCAGAUCAAGUCUGCAGGGUCUGCAAUUUAUGCCAGUAGAUUGUACCUUAACCAGUAUCACACAACUCAUCCUGAAAGACUGGCCACAAAUAAGGAAGGAGGACCCAAAAUAAGUGGUAAUGUCUACAUACAUCCCACUGCCAAUAUUGAUCCCACCGCUAUGUUGGGACCAAACGUCUCCAUUGGAACUGGUGUGACUAUCGGCGCUGGAGUCAGAGUUCGAGAAUCUAUCAUUCUCCAUGGUGCUACUCUACAGGAUCACUGCUGCGUUUUGAAUAGUAUCGUGGGAUGGGACAGCACCAUUGGCAAAUGGGCAAGAGUGGAAGGAACUCCCAGUGACCCAAAUCCAAAUGAUCCCUUUGCAAAGAUUGACAGCGAGACACUUUUCAGGGAAGGAAAACUCACACCGUCUAUUACUAUUCUUGGUUGUAAUGUGAGCAUCCCAUCUGAGGUGAUCAUACUGAAUUCAAUUGUACUUCCACACAAAGACCUGAACCGCAGCUUUAAAAACCAAAUUAUUCUCUAGUUAGUCUUCUAACUGUCACUGAUGAAGGAUGCUGCUGUCCAACGGCUGGGACUGCCUCAGAGUUACUGUAUAUAAAAUGUCAAAAAUAAAUAUGCGAAGCCUUCCUUAAAUUGUUUUGAAUGACAAAUUUUGAUACAUUUGUCCUCAGGCCUUCAUUCAAAAUUGGGUGUCAACAAUAUUAGAGUGUGGCUAAUCAUGCUUGUUGGUUCACCUUGAAGUGCUGUCAUGCCUGAGGUUCUUAAUGUUUUUGUUUUUUUUCCCCCUCUCUUAUCGACUUAACUGUAAAAUUACAGCUACCCGAGUGUAAUAUAUUUAGAUGGAUGUAAUGUUUUAAUAAAAAAAAUAACUUGAUAACA